CAAAGUAUCGCCUCGACGAUAACACAGCAAAAACUGAAAGAGGGGGAAAUGACCCUUGCUUCAGUCCCCAUCACUACCUUCUUCUCCUCUACUACGAGCUCCAACUCCAUCCCUGCACGCCAAAAAAGAGCAAUCAAGGUUAACACAUGUAGCUUCAGAGAUCGCCAUGGCCAAAAGCUUCAAACCUCUCAACAAAAACCCAAAGCGCUUUUCAGGAUUUUGCUCGAGAAUUGCUUCAAUUUCUUUGUCUCUGGAAUCUUUGUGUCAUCUAGUUUUCUUGAUCCUGUUUCUUAUGCUCUUGAUAAUGCAAAGGUUAAAUUGAAUCACCGGUGCCAAGAUGUUAGUGGUUACUAUUCGGGCAUUGAUGGGUUAGAAGGAGCUGCGUUGAUGAAGGAGCUAGGUUCCUUGGUUUCUGAUCACAAAUCAUUGGCUUAUAAGGAGGUCUGGGAGGCUUUAAAAAUUCUUGAUGCGGCUGAUGUUGAUUACCCAGAAGGUUCCUCAGAAGUGAUUGAAAUAUACUCACUGAGAGCAGUUGCAAAAGAAUUGGCAGGAAAACCAGAUGGAUGGAACAGAGAACAUUUAUGGCCUCGUUCAUAUGGCCUAACGGAUGGUCCAUCCUUAACUGAUUUACAUAACCUACGUCCGGCAGAUAUGAAUGUGAAUUCAGCAAGAGGAAAUAAGUACUACGGAGAAUGUAAUGAUAUAUCAACUCACUGUUUGAGACCAGCAAACCGGGAAGCUGCGCCUGACACUGAAACAGACAAACAAAGAUGGGCUCCACCCUUACAGGUACGAGGGGAUAUAGCAAGGUCUGUACUAUAUAUGGCUGUAUGUUAUGGAUUCCUUCAGACUGAUGGGAGCCCAUAUCUGCAACUUUCUGAUUCACCAAGCAUCGAGCGAAGAGAAAUGGGCCUCCUCUCAGCUUUAUUGCAAUGGAAUGAGCUCGAUCCACCUUCAAGAGCUGAGCAGCUUAGAAAUGACAGAAUAUGCAGGUUCUACCAGCACAACAGAAAUCCCUUUGUUGACCAUCCUGAAUACGCUUAUCACAUUUGGAGGCAUCCCCUCCCGAGUGUUCCUGAAACAUACAGCCCCUCCUUGAAAGCUUGGAUCAAUGAGUUUCAUUACAACAACGAAGGAAAAGAUAGAAAUGAGUUUGUUGAAAUCAUAGCAAGAUCCUCUAUAGAUACAUCGACGCUGAAACUUAUACUGUACAAUGGAGCCAAUGGAAGAACAUACAGAUCAUUACCCUUGUCAGAUGAAAAAUCAUUUGCGGUCAGUGAUGCUGGUUCGGGGUUUCUCAUCUACACAUCUUUCAUUCCCCUUCAAAACGGUCCAGCUGAUGGAAUUGCAUUUGUGUCAAGUAAAGAAGAUAAUCAUCAGUUUGAAGUGCUCCAGUUUAUUUCAUAUGAAGGUAGCGUUAAAGCAAUCAAUGGACCUGCAAAAGGUAUGGAGUCUGUAGAUAUCAUGAUUAAAGAGACGGAAUCAUCAUCAGACGAUGAUUCCUUAGGGCUGGGAGGCGAGAGGAUUGGGGAGUUUGAGUGGAUAAAGUUCACGGGGAAAGCAUCCCCAGGAAAAUUGAACGUAGGCCAAAGAAUAGAUUGAUGACAUUUUGGCAAUAAUUGGGAACUCAUGCGAUUUGCCAUCGUCGGACAAAACAUUUGAUCGAUGGGAGUUUAGGGCUGUUUGGUUAAUUUUCCAGAAACCCAAGAAAAUGAUAUUGGGUAAGAAAUCUCCAGAAAUGAUUUUCAAGCUAUUUACUUGAGGGGAAAACAAAACCCUGCUGUAAUGAGUUUUCUAGAAUUGGAGUUAAAAAUCAUCUCAGCACGUAAAUCAUUUAUGUUUUGUUGUUUUA
Molecule: messenger RNA, 1852 nt
Organism: Asparagus officinalis (garden asparagus)
Lineage: Eukaryota; Viridiplantae; Streptophyta; Magnoliopsida; Asparagales; Asparagaceae
Exons: 10
Coding region: 49-1602 (517 amino acids)
Molecular function (GO): nuclease activity
Source: RefSeq, a predicted model, not a curated record